This is a messenger RNA of Nannospalax galili (Upper Galilee mountains blind mole rat), 1477 nucleotides long. RefSeq names its product chromosome unknown C2orf68 homolog (gene CUNH2orf68). The transcript has 4 exons. The record is from RefSeq and is a predicted model, not a curated record. Lineage: Eukaryota; Metazoa; Chordata; Mammalia; Rodentia; Spalacidae. The coding region runs from base 102 to 605 and encodes 167 amino acids.
GAAGUCAAACUUCAGAGCCGGAAGUCCGGCUUCGCAGCAGCCAUCCCUAAGACCGCCGGGCCGUUGUGGCCGUUUUGGUGGCUCUGCGCCCAGGACUCCGGAUGGAGGCGGCACGGGAUCCCGGCCCCGGGCUGUGCUGCAAACCCGGCGGGCGUCUGGACAUGAGCCACGGCUUCGUGCACCACAUCCGCCGGAACCAGAUCGCUCGGGACGACUACGACAAGAAGGUGAAGCAGGCGGCCAAGGAGAAAGCGAGGAGGCGCCACACGCCCGCGCCCACGCGGCCCCGCAAGCCCGACCUGCAGGUGUACCUGCCGCGCCACCGAGAUGUCUCUAUCUACCCAGUCAACCCAGACUGUGAGGAGUCGGGGGAAAGCAGCAGUAGUGGCAGCUCUGAGCUGGAACCUUCUGGCCGCCAGCUCUUCUGCUUAGAAUAUGAGGCGGACAGUGGAGAGAUCACAUCAGUUAUUGUCUAUCAGGAUGAUGACCCAGGACGGGUGAGUGAGGAGGUCUCAGCACACACACCUCUGGAUCCACCCAUGCGAGAGGCCCUCAAAUUACGUAUCCAGGAGGAGAUUGCAAAGCGCCAGAGCCAACCAAAUUGAAGCCUUUUAUGCAGGAUUCACUGCACUUGGAAGAAUUCUGCCCAGUGAGCUCACCUCUAGUUUGGGGAUGCCAGGACCAGUCUAUGUGAUCAGGGAAUCCCCCCUCCUCCCCAAGCUGAUACAUCCACAAUGGUGUUACAGAAUAUCUGGCCUACCUCCCAACAGCCAUUCUUUCUUGUAUAUUAGUCUAUUUGCCUAGCCUAACAUUCUGGAACAUUAUGAGAACUUUGGCUAACUCUGUUCUUGGAGCAGAGACUUGAGGGAGAUCCAAGGUUUAUGAAGCCUUUUGCCCACAUGCUGCUAUCUUGCUGAGGCCCUCUGGCCUGCUGCUCUGUGAGCCAUGUUUGUUAUUUUGUGGUUCGUUCUUUCAUGUUUCUGCUCACUUCUACCGGAGAUUUCCCUAGACCUUUUCUUGGUUCUCACCCCCCCCCCCAAUAUCUUUUUGUCUUAGGUGGAAUCCAUCCCCCUGCCCUCCAAACAUGACUGUUUCUCCACUACUCAGGAAUUUGGAAAUGGGGGUUCUGGGAGUCUGCCUUUCUAAAUAAGUUCUCCGAGUAAUUCUGAUGCCAAUAAAACAGGAGAACUUUGUUUUUGACUUGGAAGCAUGUCUCCUUUCCCUUUCUUGGCUUUUCCAAGUUACUCACAUGCCCCACUGCUUUGCACUGUCUAGACAGGAGACCUAGGAAAAAGAUGCUGAACUAAGCUAUAAGCAAAACCUGUUUUGGCUAAGCCUACCAAAUUAAUCCCUAUCUGUGAACAGACUGCCCUCUGCUCAGACUAGAGGGGAAUUUUCAAAACAAACUUGAAACUGACUCUUCCUUCAAUGAUGGUUCAUCAGUCUUGGACUAUUAAAGUUGGGAAAGUCAACAAUA